Molecule: messenger RNA, 1896 nt
Organism: Lates calcarifer (barramundi perch)
Lineage: Eukaryota; Metazoa; Chordata; Actinopteri; Centropomidae
Gene: cldn34a
Product: claudin 34a
Exons: 2
Coding region: 269-1021 (250 amino acids)
Biological process (GO): cell adhesion; bicellular tight junction assembly
Cellular component (GO): bicellular tight junction; plasma membrane
Molecular function (GO): structural molecule activity
Source: RefSeq, a predicted model, not a curated record
GCAGGGAAAUACUUUGACAUGACAAGGAAUAUCUCUAACAUUCAGGUGGUAACAGGUUUUCCUCUCGUGUAACAGGAGCAGAAUGUGGACUAUCAGAUUCAUUCACUAUUCAUUCUCCUGUGAUAAAUACAGCAACUGUGGGAGUAUUCAGCAAAAUCUGAACCUGAGACACAUGAAGGUGUGAUCGACAUCAGGGAUACUCCAUGAACUCAACAAUGUAUGAGUCAGCGGCAAGUCUCUCAGAGCAUUAGCAGUCACACUAGACAGGAUGAUUUAUCUGGCUCACACAGCUCACCGGCAGUUCCUGGGCCUGGUAGCAGGGUUCUUAGCAUGGAUCAUCACCAUGGCCACAAUCGGCAUCAAUGAGUGGCGGCUGUGGCAUGUGCCCGAUGUGUCCAUCAUCACCUCGGGCGUGGCCUGGGUGGGUAUCUGGAGGGUGUGUUUCUACAGCCACGCCCUUCCCAAGAUGGAGAACUGUAAGAGCAUCAGCGUCUCAGACACGUUUGUUCCAGCAGAGAUCCCUGUGGCUCAGGUGCUGAUGGUGCUGGCAGUGAUCUGCGGCCUGGUGGCGAACAUCAGCGCUGCAGCAGCCGUGAGGAUGGUCUACUUCUCUCUGGAGGAGCGCAGGAACAUCAAGCUGGUCUUCGUGCUGGCAGGGACCCUGUAUCUACUCACAGGGACGUUGUCCUUGGUGCCACUGGUGUGGAACAUGAACUCUGUGCUCAGCAACAGCACCAUAGACUUUCCCCCUGACUUUUACCUCCCUGCAGCUCCUGUCAGGCAGCAGGUCGGCUCAGCCAUCGGUGUGGGCAUCUUCGCUUCCAUCCUGAUGCUUGUAAGCGGCCUGCUCUUUCUCACCUACCAGUACGCCUGGCACACCCUGAGGUCAGAGGCUCCCAGAGACACCAGGGACCCACUGCAUGGUCCCUGGACAGUAACCACAGCACAGGGGUCUGAAUUGUGGAAUGGAGUCAACCAGGGCGUGGAUAAUUUUGCAUACCACACUGACGAUGUCUCAUAAUGGAAAACAAAAACCAUACCUCCUUUUUUUCCAUGUUUGUCAUCCGAGGGAAAGAGACUGGCUAAAUACCACAGAAGAAAAGUCACAUUUAAAACACAGUGCUGCUGAAUCAAUCACAUUUUAUUAUUCUUUUAAAGGAUGUUACAAAAAAGUAGAUUAUAAUUCUCAUUCAAGGAAUUACUAAGAAUGUGACAUUCAAAUACUGACAUCUCCACAUACAAGAACACUCCCGAUUCAUUACUGGUACAUGAGACCAUGUAGAAGAGUUUAUCUAUCUGUGAAGAUCAUUUGAAUCCAUCUUUUAACCUACAACAACUGAUUGUUUGGCCACAUGGGAGCAACAGAAACAAGCUGUAACAUCACACAGAUGUAUUAUCACUGUUUAAGUUAAUAUGGAAAAAUUGUUGCUCAUUUAUUCAUCCAGUAGAUAUUGAGCAAUAUUAUAACUCAUAUGGAUUUGUUUUUCUGUCUACCUGAUAAAUGUGAGUCUAAUAUUUGCUCUCCUUUUAGCUCUGAGGGAUGUUAUUAAGCUUAAGUUGGCUGUAUUGCUCCUUAAUACUCCACUGUGUUCACCAGCUUGGCAUUAUCUUUGUCUGUCUGCCAUUUGUGCUGGCAGAGACUGAGGGAGCUUUAGAAUGUUUUCGCAGAGAAAAGUUGCCCACUACAACAGAAAGCAGCACUGAAAGAGGCCAGAAUGUUGUGUAGAGCUGAGAGGAACUGCAGAGUUUGUUGUGAGUCACAACGACACACCUUUCACAUACUAAUAUGUAAUAUAAAAGUACUGAUUACAGUAGCAUAUUGUACUGUAAUAUAUUGUGUAUAACAUGACUUCCUGCUGUCAUAUUCAUAAUGAAAUAAAGAUUUUAUUAAAGGUC